UGACAACCAAGUCACGCAAAAACAUCAAAUUGUGUCACGUCGUCGUCUAGAAUGUCCAAUCUUCUAAAUGCUUUAUUAUUGUUCGAACUAUUGUGACUUCCUAGUAAAAAUAACGUAAUUCAUAGUCCCAAUAGUGUUUUCUUAUAGGUUUAGUUUAGAAAGUUGGCAUCUUGUCCAUAGCGGUUAUUUCGAGUUCCCUGCAUAGGUUACCGGGCGGCGGUCGCACAAAAAGAAGGCUCUAUUUAACGGGAAACGAAGCGGAAAAAAGCGAUCUGAGUCCCGGAGUCAAGAACUGGAUUACUGUGGCUGGACCGAAAAACAAAUCUACUACGAUUUACGUACCGUAAACUCGUUACGCGAUGUGAACGAGACGAGUUCUAGCGAGUGUGGAGCGAUAGAGUCUGUAUCUUGUCCCGGUAUUGAAAGGGUCGAGAUCGGGUUAAACGAGUCCCGGUAGAGAUACGUUUGGUGCGUAGACGGGGCGGCGAGAGAGAGGCGAGCUUAUACCCAGCCUAUACACUAUACAGAGGUUCGCAGGUUCAUUCGUAAGAAGUGUCGUUAUCACAGUCGCUGUUCGGCAGUCGGGCGGCGAGCUUGUUGCAGCAGCCUCUGUUCCCGUUGCGCAGAGAUCCACUUCGGCAGAAGUUUUACGAACAUCGCGCUCGGAAAUUGGAGAACCGGCAGCCAUUUCCGAUUCGUGACUGAUUAGUUACUUCAUAGAAAGUGAAACCGAACGAUUGACUCGCCAUUACAGAAUUGUGUAAGGACUUUACUUUGGGUGUUACAUCGAGUGACUAAGUGGGCAUUCAGCUGAAUAGUGAAACUGAACUUAUUUCGGACAGGUUUCUAUAUCAGCGCAGUUUUGUAAUGAAACUGUGUCUUGAUUAUUGAGGCUUGAAUCAGAUUACUCCUUAUACGGUAAUUCACAAUCUUGGGUAUUACAAGAAGUGAUUUGCUGUGGGGCAAGGAUUUAAUGUGUGCAUUGCAGAAGGAAAGAUCAUUUUGUCAUCUGAUGUCUUCGAAAGGGAUCGUGUUUUAAGUGAACAGUGACAAAUACAUACAGCUAUUAAGUGUCUAUUGAAAUGUGAGUUCUGUGCCAAUAGUGUUAAAAUCGUUUUUCUUGUGAAAACUUUUCCUAAUGAAUAAUCCAGUGUAAAUAUUCUAUUGUACGUGUUACUUACAAUCUUUCACCAUGGAGACGGAGGAACUUACGAAACUUGUUGAUGGCAUUUACAAGAAUAUCUUGGACAAGUUCAACCCUGGCGCGCGACAGAUGAUAACGGCCGGUAAAGCAUAUUUAAAGGCUUUACAUGGAGCGGCGGCCGCCUCUCGCCUGUACGUCGACGCAGUGGGUAAACUCGGCCGACAGGCGCAACAAGGGACUUGGGGAGGAUGUGCCGAUAUUGGUACCGCUCUUAUGAAGGUGGUGGAGGUCUAUCGAGAAAUUCAGGAUCAACAGAUGAACAUCCUGAAGGCGUUCUACGUGGAUUUGCUCGUCCCCUUGGAGACUAAUCUAGAGAAGGAUACGAAAGUAGUACAGUCUGAACAGAAAAGGUUUCUACAACAACACAAACUGCGUUCGGAAAGCUACAGCAAGGCCGCAGCUACCAUUAAAAAGCAACGAAAGAAGAAGACCAAUGUCACUAAAGUCGGUUCAGCUAUGGAUAAAGAGAUGAAGAGCAUGCAGAUAUUAGAAGAGGAGAAGACUAAAUUGGACGCUUUCUGCGAACAAAGCUUGAAGAAUGCAAUGACUCAAGAGCGUAGGCGAUACGGAUUUGUCCUGGAGCGCCAGUGUUCCCUUGCAAAACAUUGGCUGGCGUAUCAUACUGCUGGUGCCACGGCUUACAAUACUGGCUUGGAAGAAUGGCUUGAAGUAUCAAGGACCAGGGAGUUCUUGCCGUCCAAUGUUGAAGCAAUGUUUGUGAGCAGAAUGAGGCAAGUAUCAUUCUGGGCCGACGAGGACGUGUACGCAAGUCCUCGCAACGGUGACGACGAUGAUCGUGCUUCAGUCGGUUCUGCAUUACGAAAAACAAGAUCAGUCGACGCUUCCUGCCUAGACGUCAGAUCUAUCGCAGACCUUGGAUCACCUUCACAUGGUUUGUCUAGAGCCAAAUCAGACCUGAAUUUACAAGCUAGUCUCCAUAGUGCAGAACAAGACACAGACAUCCGUACAAAAACCCGUCCGUCAUCAAUCGCGCCACCCACAUCCACGUCACGCGAUCCACCACUGGCACGAGCUCUCUACGCCUAUUCGGCUGCUGGUGACAACCAGCUCAGCUUCCAGCAAGGAGAUAUACUUGCCCUACUGGGAGACAGGACGAAGGGCUGGCAGUAUGGAGAGAAUCUACGGACACACAGUGCUGGGUGGUUCCCGUUGGCUUACACAGAACAGAUCAUUAAUGAAGAUACUGGUGGUAGUUCACCAGCACGUUGGAGUAUAGCGCAGACGCCGAGCGAAACGCCGCCACCAGCGCCCCUGGCACACACGCAAAUGUCUGCCGCUGCGCAUGUACAUUCUCACCCACCGACACGCAUGUUCGGAGAUACUGUAACAGCCCACCACGUUACUAAGGGUCGCUUAGCUAACAGUUCACCUGGUUUACCUCCAACUUUGCCUGCUCCGUCACCAAGUGCUCUGAGCACAUCAGCGAGUGCUAACUUCCACCCAACUCCAAUCGUUGCAGCCUCAGGGGCUAUCAAAAAUUCCACAUCAGCUGCCAGUUUCACUACGCAUGCCGUCAUAGAAACUAGAACUUUCGGUCCGCAAACACUGCCAAUGAGAUCACAGGUUGCCCAAAAAACUGCUCCUGCAAAGACAGUCGUUUCAGCCGUGGGUGCUGUUGGCAACGUCUCGUUACACAGUUCGAAUGACUCGGGAUUUUCAAACGAGCCACCUCCACAGCCCGAUAUUGAUUAUAGCGAUGAAGAGGCACAACGAUUGCGUGUCCCGAUCAGUAAAUCUGCCCAUCAAAACCUGGAACACAAAACAUAUCUGUUAAAAACACAAAGCUUGAAACGUGGCCCCAGACCCAAUAAUACAAAUAACGGAUACCUCACCGAUGAUCAACAGCUACUUUUGCGCAACAUGUUAGACAUGGAUAAAGAUUCUCAAAAAAUUAAAAGAACCAAAUCGUUCUGGAAGUUUGGACGUACAACAUCUGAAGAAAUUAUGGAGGGGAUGUCCCUUUGGCAGCAUAGAGAUAUUGUAGAUACUGUACCAGAGUAUAAGAAGAAACUAUUUGUUAAAUUAAAAAAAGAUUUACGUCCAGCCCCAGACGUGCCAGAACCAAUAAAACUAAAUGGGCAAGAUAAGUCUCCUUCACCUGAGAACGUCCCGGCACGACCACAAGAAACUAUCGACAGAAAAAAUAUCAAGGUAAAUAAUGGAAUGCGACAAGCUAGAAGCUUAGGGUCCAUUCAGCAUGAAGAACGUGUUGAGAAAGAGAAAAGAGGGAAUAUGAACUACCAACAUAAUCAAAUGAUGAAUAAAAAGAGUUUUUCAGAGAAGUCUAUUGCGGAAGAAAAGCAGGAUGAAUUUAUGCAACGUAAUGAAUCUCGACACUCUGAUUUAACAAAUAGCAGUACUAUCAAAACUAAUUUUGAAAACAGUUUCUACAAUGAUGAAAACGGCGAUGGAUUUGUGAUGAAAACUGUAAAGCGUCGAGAAAUCUUGCAAAGAUAUGAUAAUGAAAGCAAUUCCGAUAACAAUUCUGUAGCUUCCAGUACAGACCCGUAUGAUUGUAUUAUUGUUGAUGACCAUAUGACUUCUAAAAAGCAACAAGAAUUAGAACGUCGUCGCCAAACUCAAAAUAUAGAUAAUGACGUGAAGAAUAAUAAAGAGAAUGCAUAUAUGCCUGAAUUUGAAGAAAUUGAAGUUACACCCAUCAAACCACAUGUUAGGGCGACUAUGUCAACCGAAAAGACGAAAAAUUCUUCUCAUGAAAGAUCACCACCUAAAGUUAUGGAAUUCAAAACAUUUAAAGAUACAUCAAAGGAAAUUAAAGCAUUUUCCGCAUCAUCUGAGACACUCAAAUAUAAGGAUGACCAACCGACUGAUCGUUAUGGUAUUCCCAUAGAACGAAAUAAUAAUGACAUAAGGAAUGAAGAUGCUUAUAAUGAACAUGAUGACGGUACUUUAAAGUACAAAAAAAGAGCAAGUGAAGAAAAGAUACGAAAGCAUAACUUUGAAAAUGGAAACAAUAAAGAAUAUCCUCAGGCUGAAAUCAGAAAUCAGAAGAAAGACAGACGAUCUUUCGAUACAAAUGAACCAAGAAUCGAUUAUUCACUAGACAGACGACACUCGAGGAAAGAUUUUACAGACACAAAGAACCGCGAAAACAAAACUAAAAACAGGAUAAACAGGAGUUAUGAUGACAGUACACUACCAUACAAUGGUACAAGAGAAGAAAGAUACUACGAAUCGAACAUAUCAUACUUUAGCGAUCAAGAAAGGCGAUCCUCGCGAUAUGAUUAUGAAACCGAUUCUAAAAAAGCUGAAAAAUCAAAGAUUAAACAAGAAGAGGCAAGACUGGAGGCGAGGCGAUUUAUGGACCAACGAAAUGAUGCACCUUACAGCGAAUCUGACGAUCAGAAAUUCAAUGAAGCAUUAAAACAACAAAGACCACAGCUAUUGCCCCGCACUAAACUUCUAAAAAGGACUGUGGAUGGAAACGAACUAUCUGAAGAAGGUCACACAUUUGGGCCUUGGUAUGAUUUAUGGGGUCGAGAAACGGCAAUGUACAAAUAGAUUCAGGUUUGAUUUAAAGUAAAGGUUUUUCUAUUCUAGUGGUUCUAGUUCUAGUUAUGUAUUCACAAUAUACCAGUUUUUAUACGUUUGUUUACUUUUCUAGAUUAGGAUAAGUUUUCCUCUAACAUGCACUUUUAUAAUUUUGUAUCUGAACUCUAAUUUGCACUGACUUUUUUCAUUUUAGAGUAAGUAUAAUUUUGUUUCAGCUAUACUCAUUGUAAACUAAAGGUGUAAUAUUAUUUCUAUUUUGUAAAUGUUGUUGUUGUUAAUGUUAAUCGUAUACAAAUAUUUAGCUUAUCAAUAUAAAGCUAGGUCAGUGAUCGCUAGAAUUUUUAAUACAAAAAUGAAUUAUUAUAGAAUGAUAUACACGGUAUUUUUAGCAGGAGUUAUUUGCUGUUUUGCUGUUUUAUAAUUGUCACAAAUAAAUAUUAUAAUUCUCUAAUUAUACGCAAGCCAAUCUAUAGUAGGUAUUACAAAUAAACCCUGUUGUUUAUAGCAUUUUCCCUCUAGUUAAAAAAGUAAAAUCUAAUUUUACUUUUUAGCUUCUUAGAGUGGAAGCACAUGUGCUGUUAAUUGACGGGCGACUAAAUACUCAAACGCAUAUAAGCGACGCGCUAAGCACUUUGCCUUAACGUUCUUAGCAGGAACAACUACCUAUGAAACCGUGAUAGAAUGAUAGAAUUUACAAAUCAGAAAUUCAGAGAACACGUUCGUACCGCUAGACAUGGAAAGCCCUUCCGGCUUCAGUUUCUCUUCCAAUUUUAAUAUAGAAUGCAACUUUAAAUCAAGAGUGAAUAUUCAAGACAGACAUUAUCUAGGCGAACACAUUCCGCCUUAGACGGUGCCAGCAGAUUUGAUUGCAGCCAAGCGCUAGUCUUUUUACCUAUCACGUUUUUUUUUUUCUUUUAAGUCCUUUGAUAAGUCAGAUAAGGAUUUUUUCCUGAUCUGACUUAUUAAGUUAUGUGUAUGAGUCCACACAAGCCUACCGCAAUUUUGGGUGUGUGAGGGCGAGGCGGUUAUUUUACCGCCGGUCAUUUAACCACCUGUGCGUUCCUACUCUGGAAUUCAUAUAUUUCAAUACAAUUCAAUUUAAAUUACAAAGUCAAUAUUUUAAAAUAAGUAAAUAUAUUUAAAAUACAAAGUCAAUUUACCUAUUAGAUUUUAGUUUUUUUAUAAUAAAGUGUCAAACUUUACAUACAUUCCUUUUGACCCAGGCCGCAGCAAUUCGCCACGGUGAAACUAAGGAAAGCUUUGACAAAUGAUCGAUCAUCGCCCGCUAUCGAGUAAUUGGUUUAUACUAUUUGAUAUAUAUUUUUAUUAUUAGUAUUAUUUUGUUAAAUAUAUCAUAUAAUUAUGUAUAUUACAAACAACGUGUAUUUUGUACAGUUAAAUAUUAUUGAUAGUUUAAGAAAGAAUAUAUCACAAUUUUUAUAAUAAUUGAAGA
Messenger RNA from Maniola jurtina (meadow brown), 6191 nucleotides. RefSeq lists its product as uncharacterized. Lineage: Eukaryota; Metazoa; Arthropoda; Insecta; Lepidoptera; Nymphalidae. The coding region runs from base 1193 to 4747 and encodes 1184 amino acids. Gene Ontology annotation, biological process: actin crosslink formation; plasma membrane organization; actin filament bundle assembly. The record is from RefSeq and is a predicted model, not a curated record. Gene Ontology annotation, cellular component: nucleoplasm; cytosol. Gene Ontology annotation, molecular function: protein binding. The transcript is spliced from 17 exons.